UUGACAGAGUAAUCUGAGGUGGUGUAGUGUAGUCGACGCUAGUUAUGUUAUCUCCUCCUUUAGGGUUACACAACCCGUGUUUGUCAUUAUAUAAGUGAGCUACAUAAUGCGCCAAUGGGAGGGUGCUGUGGAGGUCACGUGCUGCGUAGUGGGCGGGACGAACGUGAGGUGUUUAUUGUUAUGUAGCAGGGAGGACGGACCGGUCCUGCUGAAAAUCCCUCUCCCGGUUUAUCACUCUUUUUUUUUUUAUUAUUAUUAUUAUCAUUAUUAUUAAAUUAUGUAGCUAGCGUGUGUUAUUUUGUUUAAAAUGGACUUUUCGGAGUGGGUUUGUACGCGCUUUGAAAAUGGGAAGGCGAAGUGCUGGAAAGCGCGGAGGGGAAAAGGAGUCAGUAGCGGAUCGAGGAGAAAGGGAGCUGAUGGGAUUAUGCGGAGAGCAGUUUACCGGAGAGCUCGCGCCUUGUAGGAAAUCUGAUGCACCGAUCACAAAGCGGCGUCGGAUCUUUUCGUGCGCGCGCUCGAAACGUGACUGCGAGCGUCUAUAACGUUCACUGGUUAACGCUUUGUUUGGUUUGUGGUGGUGACCACAGAGCUUUCUUUCCCCUGUCGCCCUCCUGCUCCACUCUCUCGAGCUGAACACUGCUUCUGUCUCAUUGAAGAUAAUCCAACUUUUUAAUGCUUUUGCUAGAUGAUUCUACAAGUGUCGUCCCGUGUAGAGAGAGAGAGAGAGAGAGAGAGAGAGAGAGAUCCGGAUUGUGAAACAUUUACGUAAUUGAUAGGCGAUUAGACAGAGAGCGCGAGCGCGUGUGAUCUGGUUAAUGACUUCACAAUUCAUUAGGCUGUUUAAAUGCACGUUUUCUACCUUUGACGUCAAGGCCUGGUCAUUUCCGCCGCUCGUGCACUCAUUCCAGCAUGAGGAGGUAGCGUUUUGAUCACCAAAGCCCUGUACUUAGAAUUGUUCACUUUUUCUUACUACUAUUUAUUUCUGUGUAAUAGAUUGAAUUAAUUAAGCAUGGACACCGGGAUCCAGAGUUCUAACGAGCAUUUCGCGCGCGAGCCGAGCGCACCGGGUGUGUGUUCAGAAAUGCUGGAAGUGGCUGAAGAAGCAUGCCGGGCCGGGGAUUACGAGCUGGCCAUUGAGAUCUACUCAUCUCAGCUCUCCGACCUCCACCAGCCCGAUCGGGGGCUUUGGCUGCGCAAAGCAGACGCUUUAGCCCGCGCCGGUCGGAUAGCAGAGGCUCUGGACUCGUACUGCAUCGCCGCGGAGCUGCACCGGCUGCGAGCGGAGGAGCUGCGGCUGUUAGUGGAGAGCAUCGCGCGCACGAUCCGGGUGAAGGAGCUGCAGGCGAGCGCGAGCGCGAACGCGGCCACCUGUUCCGACCUGGACGAGCUCGAGGAGGAGCACGCGCUCGAUUUGUUUUCGUGUCGCCUGUGCAAGUGUUUGCUGUCCGAGCCCACUACACUGGUGUGCGGUCACACGUUUUGCAAACGGUGCCUGGAGGCUUCCGUCGUCAGCGAGUGCAAGUCGUGCCGCACGAGCAUGAACAAAUCGUGCUGCACCAGCGGCCUCCGGGCCAACGUUAUCCUCAGCGGCCUGCUCGACAAGUGGUUCGAGGCGGAAAGUAAAUGCAGGAGGCACUGGCUCGAGGGGGAAAGCUUGUGGAAGAAACAAGAGCUGCAGGGGGCCCUGGAGAAGUAUAACCAGGCUGUGGAUCUAGUGUCCUCUAUCGCUAGUUUGCUAGCACAGCGAGCUGAGCUGCACAUGGACAUGAAGAACUUUAACCAAGCGAUCCAGGACGCGGACAGCGUUUGCCGUCUCCUACCGGCAUCACCAAAGGCCCACUACAUUAGGGCCAAGAUGCUUUGCUGUGCUGACCGCAGAGAAGAGGCAUUGCAGGAAUAUUUUAUUUGUGUAGCACUCAAGCCAGACUGGACAUCUGUAAAAUUGGAGGCACAGAAGAUCCUGAGCGAGAUGUUUUCCUCCAUUUUUCAGAACGACAGUCUGGUCACACGCCUCCAUCCGCUUCAAACCACAAGCUCUUCCCCUCGCAUCAAACCUUCAUCACUCCUCAGCUCUCUGCACUUUCCUCUGACGAGGGACGGAGCCAGAGCUGGCUGCUCCAAAGAUCCUGCACUCAGUAGUAGUAAAGCUUGUGACAGUUCGAGUUCCUCAUCCUUAAAUCAGCCAGAGAGCAGCAUAGAAGAAUCCAAAAGUCUGGCAGCUGUGCUUUCCUCCCUCCCUGUAGUUCCUGGUGUAAAGAGAAAGUGCUUGGCUGAUGCCAGUGCCUUUGUGCCUCCCAGCAAGAUUCUCAAAACAGAUAUACCCAGCUCCCCACGGACUCCUGCUGGCCAGUGCGGGACAAGGACAGUACCGUCUCAUCUCUUGGACAGUGCAGACAUGGAGUGUUCUCUGUGCAUGAGGUUGUUCUAUGAGCCUGUCACCACUCCCUGUGGACACACCUUCUGUCUCAAGUGUCUGGAACGCUGCCUGGAUCAUAACCCCAACUGCCCUCUAUGCAAAGAGAACCUUUCAGAGUAUCUGGCCACAAGAGGGUACAAAAAGACCUUCCUGAUGGAGGAGGUACUUCAGCGCUACCUGCGUGAGGAGCUGGAAGAGAGGAGGAAAGUGCACGAAGAAGAAAUGAAAGAAUUGUCCAAUUUGAACCAGGAAGUUCCAAUCUUCGUCUGCACCAUGGCGUUUCCCACAAUCCCCUGCCCGCUGCACGUAUUCGAGCCACGCUACAGGCUGAUGAUUCGCCGGGCCAUGGAGACAGGAACCAAGCAGUUCGGCAUGUGCAUUUCAGACGAACUGAGAGGGUUUGCCGAUCAUGGCUGCAUGCUGGAGGUGAGAGACGUGAAGUUCUUCCCUGACGGUCGCUCGGUGGUCGAUACGAUUGGCAUGUCUCGCUUCAAAGUGCUCAGCCAUGGCCAGAGAGACGGCUACAACACGGCUAAGAUCGAAUAUUUGGAGGAUAAGAAGGUGGAAGGAGAGGAACUAACCGAGCUCCUGAAGCUGCAUGACUCUGUGUAUGAUCAGGCCACAGCCUGGUUCACGUCUCUCAAAGACAACAUGAAAAGCCAGAUCCUGAGCCACUUCGGUCACCUGCCUGCCAAAGACCCCGACGCACAGGGGAACCCCAGUGGGCCGGCGUGGUGCUGGUGGCUGCUGGCUGUGCUGCCUCUAGAGAAUAAAGCUCAGCUCACCAUCCUCUCCAUGACAUCACUGAAAGACAGACUCAUCGCCAUCCGCCGAGUGCUCAUCUUCGUCACCAGGAAGCGUCCUCGAUGACCUCGGCCUUCCUCGAUCAUCACCAUCGUCAUCGUCACUGUCGCUUCAGGAGCCACAAAGACAGGUAGCGGGCCACUGAAGCAGCUUGUCGAGUCUCUCAUCAUCCGCAACCACUCGUUGAACGAUAAACUGACACGCACAUUCUCUUCAGUGUGCAGUCUGUGUUGAUUUACAAAAAAAAAAAAAAACAACAAAAAGGCUGAAUGACUGACUGUAGCUAAAGACGUAGUAAAAACUGAAAGAGGAAGCCCUCUGCUGAUAACCGAAUGCUGUGAACAUGCCACUCCUGCUUUGUGCCUCGUACGUGUGUAAGGCUGACCAAAUGCAUCUCAUGGGCUUCCGGUAUGUUUACUGGUCCAGUGGCCUGCUUGUGGUUCACACAUCAUGUACUAGUUAAGCCUAUACACAACUUUUUAUUACCUCCUUCAAAAACUGGUCUUGCAACCACACAUUGCACAAGUCUUCGUUAUAUUCACCAUCGAAGAGCGUGAUGUUAGAAAUCGAACCGUUUAUUCAGUCCGCAUAGUGGAGGGUGAAAACGGUGAAAGAAAAUUCCAGUCCUUUUUGAAGUUUUAUUAAAGCUUUGCUUAAUGCCGAUUUGGAAAGAUUAGAAAUGUGUACUGUAUCUGAAAGGGAAAAUGGCAAUCCUGUAUUAAAAUGGCUAGAAUUGUGAAAUCUGGCUGAUUGUUUCAGUCUUUAAGAUUUUUGAUGAAUUGAUUAUUCAAAAACAUAACUUGCUGUAAUGGGUCAAAUUAUCAGUCAGGUUUUUUUUUUUUUUUUUUGUCCAAAUAUGAGUAUUUUUGUUAAUAGCAUACUUUAGCUCUCUAAUUUAGUACACUAAAAUGACAUGGAAAUGUUUUUAUUGAGGUUACUUUGCAAAAAAACAUGUUGUGUAAGCAGCUUAUUUAACAAAUAGGCUGCCUAAACAUGUCCAAUCUUUCUAGCUAAGCAAAUAUUUCUCACAGUUGAAGUUUUUUUGGACGGUUACGUGUCAUAGCGAAAUGGACAUCAGCCUGAUCAAUUCGUUUUAUAAUCAGAUAAUCACUGUCAGAAUGACCACCCUUCUCCUGCGCAGGCACGUCAUCAUCAAAACAGAGAAGAGCACUUACACGCUGUGUACAGGUGACAGUGCAGAAUUAGCUAACAGAACAGAUAUGACUGAAUUCAUCAGCGGUUGUUUCCCCACAGCUGUUAGCGUGAAGAGAGAUCAGUUGACUGAAGAAAUAACAAUGAGGCUCGUGUUUAAAUGCCGUGAGUGACUUUUACCUGAGUAAGGAAACAGAAACUGAUGUGGACGAUUCUUAGAAUCAAUGUGAUAAUCAGCUUUUCCUGUUGUAAACUUAUAACUCUCUAAUAUUUAGCAGGAAUGUUGUUUUUCUCUAAGUAGAUUAGGUUAUAAAUGUAGAGGUAGGCGGGGAGUCUUUUGAGUGGAAUUGGUUGGAAUUGAAUCUUUUUUAAAUGUGAUUUUCUCCCUUUCUCUUAUAUUUCAGUUCAGGAAAGCCUGUAGUUUAAAGAAAGGAAGAAAGAAAGAAAGAAAGAGACAGAAGGAAAGAAAGAAAGAAAAACAAAAACCAUGUGAAGGGUUUUCCCAUGCCGCCACACAAUUAAAUGUUGGUCGAUGAGAUCUCUAAAAUUCCCACUAGUCACUGUGCAGCACUGAGCAGUGUACUGAAACUGAAUCGAUUCGAUGGUUUGUUGCUAAAAAAGGAAUGCAGUCACUUAAUCCAAAUUUGACUUCUAAUUGAUUUCUAAAUUUUAUUUAUUCAAAUUGCCUCGUUUUGUUUACAUUUUGCUUUGUGUGUACUUGAGGCCAAUCGAGUUGUUGAUACAAAACUGCAAAAAGUCUUUUUUUUUUUUUUUCUUUUUUUUUUUCUUCACACUGCAAAAAAUGUGAUUUUUUUUUUUCCUCAGAAUGACCAUUGCACUAGCACUAUACACACUAUAUAUAAAACAAUAUACUGGUCAUUCAGGUUUGAAAAAUGAAUUUGAAAAAAAGAAUAUGCUGUUACUGAAGACAUUAUUGUGGCAGUUAUGUUUGAUAGUUUUAAAAUUAGACUCUACUGAUGACUCCAAGGAAGCUUCACUGUGCAAAUGAAGUGUUGGGCUCUAAGUAUACAUUAUCUCUCACCAAAGUCUCCCAGAAUGUUUUCUUAAUACAUAAGGCAGAUGCACUGCGAUGAAGUCAGCUUUAUUUGCAUUUGGUAAUUUGGAACAAGUCCUAACCACAGAUUUAACAACAGAAGCUGCAAGGCAAUUGCCAGAGUUACUUUAAAUCUGAUUCUGUGAUCAAGAUUAAAUGAAAGCAUUGCACAACACGAUAACCUAUUAGACAGCAAAUUAUUGUAGCCUGUAUCAUUCAUAUUAAGAGUUAAAUAGAACAGACCUGCUCUUUCCCUAAUUUAGUCUCAGGUUGCAAAAGGUCUUUAUUUCCUCAUUUUGGACAGCUUUCAGAUUUGGUCCCUGAUCCAAAAAUGAAACUAUUGAGUCCACUACUUUUACCAUUGUAUGUUCUAUGCACCUUUACCUUGUGUUUCUGCGCAGUGAGCCGUUUGUGAAACUUUACCUGUUGAAUAAGGAUUGUGAUCAUCUGUGUACAGACAAAUCAGAGGCCUUGGACUGACCUUUUCUUUAUUUUUUUUUUUUUUCCCCCAUUUUCCACUGUGACUGAUUCUUCCUUUUCGUGAUGUGCAAGACUCUUUUUGCGUAGCUCCUCUUUUCUCAUGUAGCAUCUCCUCCUGGUUACUGCACAAAUGCUGCAUUUUUAUGUCAAUUUGUACGUUCAGAUGAAAUUAAACUUAUUUUAUAUUUUACAUCAAAA
This is a messenger RNA of Pangasianodon hypophthalmus (striped catfish), 6104 nucleotides long. RefSeq names its product LON peptidase N-terminal domain and ring finger 2 (gene lonrf2). Gene Ontology annotation, molecular function: protein binding. The coding region runs from base 1010 to 3286 and encodes 758 amino acids. Lineage: Eukaryota; Metazoa; Chordata; Actinopteri; Siluriformes; Pangasiidae. The record is from RefSeq and is a predicted model, not a curated record. The transcript is spliced from 12 exons.